Messenger RNA from Penaeus monodon (black tiger shrimp), 1986 nucleotides. Its product is annotated as poly [ADP-ribose] polymerase tankyrase-1-like. Gene Ontology annotation, molecular function: protein binding. The record is from RefSeq and is a predicted model, not a curated record. NCBI's taxonomy places the organism in Eukaryota, Metazoa, Arthropoda, Malacostraca, Decapoda, Penaeidae. Gene Ontology annotation, biological process: intracellular signal transduction. The coding region runs from base 287 to 1918 and encodes 543 amino acids. The transcript has 11 exons.
GAGCAGCCUUCAGAAAAGCGCACGGCAUUCAUUAGGAUCUUACAUACUAACAAGAAAGGUGAUUUUGAACACAAAGGCAUGUGAUGAAACCUCUCAACUGGGAGAGCAAAACUGACUUAAUAUCUGCAAAGAAAAUGAAACUUUACUCUUAGUGAACAAGAAACACUGCAAGUACUGUGCACAAGAAAACAAGGCGACAGUGACUUCCACGUAUACUAACAGAAACUGUGAUAUCCCUGUGAUAGUAAUCAACGGGUAGUCAACUUACAACUUAAACACAGCAAAGAUGCCUAUGGAAAUCGUCAACCCAGACCUCAUCCUCGAAGGUGACGAGGCCGAGGAGCCGGAAGUGUCCGAGGGCUCAGAGACAGAGGAGGAGCGUGAGGGCAUAGACGAGAACCGGAAGGAAAAGAGACGCGCCAACAUACAGCGGGAACUUGCUGAUGCCAUCGUCCGUCUGGCGCCCCUGGAUGAGCUGAAGAUUCUUCUCAAGUGUGGGGCUAACGUGAAAGACUCAGUGACACAAGGGUUGACUCCCUUGCAUUAUGCUGUAUGGCAGCGCUAUCCCGAGGCAGCUGAAUUCCUCAUUGGUGAAGGAUGUGACAUCAACGCUCGCGACGAGAUCGGCUACACGGCCUUGCAUCUGUCGGCCGAGCACGGGUACACAGACAUGAUGGACGUGCUGCUCAAGAACGGGGCGCAGGUAAACUUCAAUAUUCCUCCGGAGUUCGACGAUGACUUCCCUACAGAUGCUGGGGACGAGCCUCUGAGACUAGCUCUGAAGCACGAUCAUUACGACGCCGCCAAACUGCUCUUGGAAAAUGGCGCGAACCCCAACGCCAAAUACUUCUUCGGCUCGGAGAUCAACCUCAUCAACCCCCUGAACAUACAGCUCUUGAACCUCCUCCUCACAUACGGCGCUGAUCCCAAUUCCCGCGACAGACAAGGUUUCACGCCUCUCAUGAAGUGUUGCCGUCUUCAGCAGGAUGCGUCAGAAGAGAUGGAAAACCGAGACAACAUCACCGGCCCAGAAAUCCUACGACACUUCGCUCAGUCGCUGCGGGGUCUUGAGAGUGUUCUCCUCCUCAUUUCCUUCGGCGCUGACGUCAACGCCCGUACUGAAGGUCGACAUGACUACAGGUGGCAAUACCUUCACUCUGAGUCCUCCCGCCCCUGCAACCUGUCCCCUCUCAACAGGUCCGUCCUUCACUACGCCGUCCUUUCGGGCUCCAUCCCCAUCGUCAACCUCCUCCUCAAGCAAGGCGCUCAAGUUAACUUCGAGGCCGAGUACAACAAGCCGACGCCCCUCGACCUGGCCAUCCUCAAGGGCGACGUUGAACUGGUGCGACUCCUGCUCGACAAUGGAGCCAACGUGAACGCCAGCUCUCCCAUCAUCGGCUCGCCCUUGCACAUGGCCUGCAGCGAAGGGAUUUCCAACCGCCUGCCGAUCCUGAAACUCCUGCUGGAGAAGGGAGCGAACCCCAACCUGGUGAUUAUCGGCGAUGAUGGUUCCCCAAUCAAGCCGCCCAUUGGAGAGUAUCUGUCUUCCAAUGAAGAGCACGAUGUCGAGGUGGUUAACCUGUUCCUCAGGCAUGGCGCAGAGGUGGUGAUGCAGAGCCAGAACAGAGACCCCCGCGGAAUCCUGAACUGUCUCCCCAACCUAACCAAGACCCCGGACGUUCUCAUUUCUCUUCUCGAGGCCGCGCAACGUUUUGAUCUCGCGAUUAUCAAACAUUCGUCACUGAUUGAUAAUGAUCAGCGGAAAAUAUACCUCAAGGUUGGCCAGUCUCCCUUGCCCCUUAAGCACCUAGCCAGAAUCCUCCUUAGGCAGGAACUGGGCGAUAAGAUGCCUGUUAGAAUCGACGAACUUGACCUGCCUGCGAUUAUGAAGAAAUACCUUUUGUAUGAGAUCAGUUAACUGCUUGAGAUCUAAUACAGUAGAUUAAGUCGUAAUGUAAGAAUUGUAUUAUAUAACGUUUCAUUUAU